This is a messenger RNA of Aspergillus steynii IBT 23096, 3315 nucleotides long. RefSeq names its product mediator of RNA polymerase II transcription subunit 14. The record is from RefSeq and is a predicted model, not a curated record. The transcript is spliced from 2 exons. Gene Ontology annotation, molecular function: transcription coregulator activity. Gene Ontology annotation, cellular component: mediator complex; core mediator complex. Gene Ontology annotation, biological process: regulation of transcription by RNA polymerase II. The coding region runs from base 1 to 3315 and encodes 1104 amino acids. Lineage: Eukaryota; Fungi; Ascomycota; Eurotiomycetes; Eurotiales; Aspergillaceae.
AUGGACAAUGCUAGUAUCGUUAGAGCUGAGCAGGGAACAGAUGCCAGGAAUGGCAUGUCCACUUCUCCUGGUGGUACCAACCAAGGAGCAAUGCCUGCUGGUCUAAAUAAGAGUCCUGCCUAUACGAACGGGGUGUCUCAGGGAGCAGGCCAUGGAAACCGGGAACACAAGGCACCUUCGACCAAAUUUGCGUUGAGGGUGAAUGGCAGGGUUCCAGACCUGCCGCAUAUAACUCAGGGCUUUUUCCCAUUCUCGACUUUGGUCAACAGAUCUGUGCAGCAGUGCUGGAACGAUCUGUCUGACUUGAUAACGGAAUUGGCAGAGAUCCAGAUUCCGUCUCACGAUGGCAACACGCUCGCGAUACCCGCCAAUGGAAAACUAUCGGGAAACCAGUCUUCCGAAAAUAUACAGAAGAAAGUUCGAGUUCUAGAAUUCGCUCAUGCCAAACGAGCUGAAUUUAUAAAACUCCUCGUUCUCUCACAGUGGAGCCGACAGGCGGCUGAUGUCAGUAAGCUAAUUGACUUACAAAACUUCAUUCGCUCUCGUCACCAAUCCUAUGUAUCUGCUUUGCAGUGGAUCGGGGAUUUGAAGCGGAAUCUCGUCCAGGCUCAGGUGGCAAAUCCGGAUCUAAAAACGGCAUUGGAAGUCUUGUCAAAGGCCAAAAUCAUGUCAAUGCCAGAUCCUGGCUACAAACCCCCAAGACCUUUGACGGCCAAGUGCACCCUCAAAAAACUAAGAAAAAUCGACAGAAUCCUUAGCGCGCGACUAUCAUUAUGUGACAUCGUUCCCCGACCCCUUCAAACUUUUCAUAUCCAUGAUGGCCGUGUCACAUUCAUUGUACUUGGCGAGUUUGAGCUCGAUCUUUCGAUAGGGGAAGCGGAUGAAUCCUCUCAGUUCUAUUUUGUUGACAUUCGCUUCCUUUUCCACCCGUCAGCAUCGGUUCCACAAGGCCGGAUGUUCAACGACCUCGAAAGCAAAAUCAAUGACACCCUUAGGAAUGGUGGCUUGACUGGGUGCUUUGAUCUUCUUCAUAGUCUGGUACUGACUAAUAAGAUCAACAUCCUGUUUAAGCAAGCCCUUGAAUUGGCAAGAGGCCUCUGGUCAAAUGUUUUGCGCAUUGAAUUGUUGCACAGAACGCUGGUUGUGCACUACUGGGCUCUCAAGUCUGGUACAAAGAGCUGGCUUGAGAUAGGGGUAAAGAGGGGUCACCGGCGAAGUCUAGGCCACAGCCACGGUAUUCCAUAUUUGGGACUGCGUUGGUUACGAGAUGGACAAGAGAUCGACAGUGCUGAUGUUGAGUUUGACACCGUCAACCUUUCCAUGGAAAGCGCCCUCCGAAGCGUUAUUGCACUGCAUACGUCUCAUAUUCUGUUUUCUGCGCAUAACAUACUGAGCCAGAGCUUUCUUUUCGCAGCUGGGAUGCUCAAUUUGCAAACUCAGCUGACUGGAAUCGAGCCCGGGGAUUGUCAACUCGAUGUUCAGCUCACCUCCUCAAGGUAUCUCCGGGUUUCUAUUGAACCUAUGUCAGGGGCGAUAGUUCUAUCGGCUCGGCCUAGUGCUCUUGAACGACCGGAAGGCGAGAGAAGCCCCGAAAGAACGACGGCCGAUGAUAUUGUUUCCCGUGUCUCUCGGCUGCGUUGUAUUGCGGCUAUUGAAGAGAUCGAAACCCAUGUCAGACUGCUUGGCUUCGAGCCCGUCAAUCCAAGAGGGCUUAAAAUUGAUGUCCGAAGAGUGUUUCCGGUCAACGUUAUACGGUUUUCAUUCUUCUGGCACCCAUUUUGGGAGCGCAACUGGAUUGUGGCAGCUACAAGUAGCAUGGAUGGCGAUAACUGGUGGGUAAUUCAACUUUUGCCACCGACGUCGACAGAGGGACCUCCAACACACGACAUCGGAACGCUGGAUCAGUCUAUGCCUCGCACGGCCCAGAUUAUCAGCAGAACCCUGUUUCCUUUGCAAGAGCAGAUCAGCUACGCGUCCUUUGCCGAUAUAGGGCACUGUCUUUCCGGUAUCUUGGCUAUUUAUGCCAAUGCGCGCUAUAUGGCAGGCUUGCAGUCUUUCUCUUUCCGUCCACCUUUGCAUAAGUUGGCCUUGGGAUCGGGUUUUCAAGUCCCAGACGUUUACAUUCGGUAUAACCCAGCAAGCCUCCCAUCGUCAUUCCAGCUAGCGUUACCUGGUGGGUCAAAGACAAAGGGCUUGAUUAAGGAUACGAUCCGCCUUGCUUUCCAUGGGGUUGAACCCCGUAGCAAAGUCGCCAUAAUGGUGGCCUACGGCAGUUUACUUAUUCCUGCAAAGGCUUUUAGUUCGUUGAGCACGAAGUGGGAUCGCUCAUUAGUCUUCUUGCGACGAGGCCGUGGCUUUGCUAUUCGUCUUCUUGCUCCACCUGGCCGUCCGGUGAUUAUUAGCCUGAUGGAAAAUUUGCAGCGACUUGAAUGUGUUUUGUCGAUCUUCGAGACUCUUCAACGCAGAAGGAUGGCUCCACAGUCUUUGUCUUUGUCACGGAUUGCUUUCGCAUAUGGCCCCGAAAGGAGUCUAUCCUCUCACAUUGAUAUUCAAACGCUCUCUCGCACAAAUGCAGAUCCCGCCGAUGUUUCAUCUCAAACACAUCCCAUGUUCUAUUUGCACCUGAGUAUAAAUUUUGGUUGUGCAAAUCCUCAUCGCCGCAUCCAGGGACCCUUAACAUCCAUUCUGAAUAAUUCCUCUGCCGACACCAGCAUCGACACUGUCACGGAACUUCUUUCGCUUACACUGCCCCUCAUGCAAGCUUUCGACCUGACCACGACCAACCGAUUUCACCAAGAGCACCUGAAGAUGCAGGUGAUUGUCCGCAAUGCAAGCACUUUCAUUAUUCACUAUCCAAACCAGAAUGUGCGCUUUCAAUUAAAAUCCGGCGGUCACAAAACCCAAAUGGUCUGGAUCCUCCGUGACGUGAAUAGUCCGCAGGACCCCUCUGCUAAUAAACCGCUCGAGUCUGAUUUUAAAACUAGACUAUUCAACUCCAAGGGGGACGGGUGGAAAGGACUCGGGAGUGGGGUCGUCGCUGAGGCUGAAAAGGUUGGGAACUUCAUAUUAGAGCUUGACAGAUGGCUUACCAGCGGUCGAAACAAUUUGGCAACAAAAUAUGAUCUCGAAGCAAAAGCAGCUGGCUCAGGCGAUUCGAUACAGCCCCGAGCCAGUGAGCAGGCUGGCUCUGAAAACACAGGAAAUGGGCCUGCGAUGCCGGCUGUACCGGUCACCAGAAUGAGCAACAAGAAUGUACCCCCCGAGACCGAUGCUGCCUCCGGGUCAUCUAAUGCAGAUAUAAUCAUGAUUGAUUGA